Theileria annulata is the source of this 831-nucleotide messenger RNA. RefSeq names its product proteasome subunit (alpha type 6 homologue), putative. NCBI's taxonomy places the organism in Eukaryota, Apicomplexa, Aconoidasida, Piroplasmida, Theileriidae. The record is from RefSeq and is a predicted model, not a curated record. Bases 1 to 831 code for a protein of 276 amino acids. Gene Ontology annotation, cellular component: nucleus; proteasome core complex; cytosol. The transcript is spliced from 6 exons. Gene Ontology annotation, biological process: ubiquitin-dependent protein catabolic process.
AUGUCUAGAGCUUCUCAUAGCGGUUAUGAUAGGCAUAUUACUAUUUUUUCACCUGAGGGAAAGUUAUUUCAACUUGAAUAUGCCCUCAAGGCUGUCAAGAACUGUAACCUAACUGGCUUGGCCAUCAAGGACGAUUCUGCAAUUGCAGUUGUUGCCCAGAAAAAACUUCCUGCUCAACAAGGGAACCAGGAUGUUUUGCUGGACACCUCCUCUGUGACAAGCCUCUACCAUAUCACUGAUGAGAUAUUUGCUUUACUCGUUGGCUUACCAGGGGACUGCCUGAGUAUACUAUACAAGGCAAGGCAGGUGGCCUUGGACUAUUCCUAUAAGUAUGGAAUUAAUAUUCCAGCCAGCGUCCUGUGCCAGAAGAUCUCCGACCUUAACCAAGUUUAUACACAACACGCCUAUAUGAGACUACACGCCUGCACUGGCCUUAUUUUAUCAAUUGAGCCGGAUGUUGGCCCCAAGAUAUACAAGUUUGAUUCCUCAGGAUGGUUCGCAGGAUACAAGGCUUGCGGAAUAGGAGCUAAGGAGCAGGAGUCUGAAAACGCACUUGAGAAGACUUUGAAAAGGAGGGAAGCAAUGAGUCUCCAAGACGCAAUGAAAUCUAACCUCCACGUUAACACUGAGGUCCACCAGCUUUCUCAAGGACAGGAAACAAAAGUAACAAUCGAAGCACUCAGGUGUAUGAUUGACAUUGAUGCCUUCACCAAGGGCCUCGGCGCUUCUAGUAUUGAAGUCGCAGUUGCAUCGAAGGAUAACCCCUUCUUCAGACAACUUAGUGAGGAGGAAAUUGAGACCUAUCUCACCCACAUUACUGAAAGUGAUUAA